AUGCGCCGGACUAGCUGCCACCGGCGAGAUGGCCUGUGCGCGGCGUGGUCGCACCGUUUCAAUAUGGAGUAUGGAGAGCUGUCCAGCGCCUCCACCAGAAAGCUACUUACUCCGUCCGACCUCUCCUGCGGCGUGCUGCAGAUCAAGAACGCAAAGGACCACGCGGGCUCUAGGUCGUUGCGACUAUCACCAUCGCCACGAUCGCCAUACCCACCCUCCCAAGCGCACGCAGCCACUGGGCGCGAGAGAGUCUGGCGCGAGUCUCGCAACCCGAAUCCAAUGCUAGCUGAGCUGCAGGCCAGACGCCCGCAGGCCUCCCAAACUCAACCACCUCAAAAGAGGGGCCGAGAAACCCGAAAUGAAUCCGCUAGAGGCCUGCACAUCUGUGGUCCGGCGACGCCACGCCUGGCGCGAUGA
Penicillium canariense is the source of this 417-nucleotide messenger RNA. RefSeq lists its product as uncharacterized. Bases 1 to 417 code for a protein of 138 amino acids. NCBI's taxonomy places the organism in Eukaryota, Fungi, Ascomycota, Eurotiomycetes, Eurotiales, Aspergillaceae. The transcript has a single exon. The record is from RefSeq and is a predicted model, not a curated record.